CAUCGCUUAUUUUCGGAAUGGGUCUGAAGGUGACGUGAUUAUUUCUCCUCUGGGCUGCCAAAACCGGCGGCGAUACCAUCGCGGACGCUCGUCUCUCGCCAGCAGAAAACGUGAUGCCGUCGAUCGUCUGAUCUUCUUUCCGGGAAGAGCCACAGAGACAGAGAGAAAGAGGGAAAGAGCGCCUGUCUGAGUUGCGAGGGGGCCCCACAUGGAGGCGGAGGGGCUAGCUAAUCGGGCUCUCAACGCGGAGGGUGCAGGACUGCUGCGGAAGAUCGCCGACGGUGGGGGGUUCGCGUUCGUGGCGGUGGCGGAGCGGGCGGAGUCCGGAGACGCCGGGGCCGCGGAGACCGCGCAAGAAAUGGCGUGGGAGCAGCUCCACUCGGGCCCCUGGCACGCCGUCGAGCCAGUCUGGCGUGACGCCUACUCUCUCUCCUGCCUACACCUCGCUCGCAUCCGUUACGCCUCUGGCGACAUCCGGGCCGCCCUCCGCGUCCUCGACCUUGGCCUUCUUAUGGGUGGGUCGCUUCUCCGGAGCGACCUUGACGACUCCGUGUCCGUCCUCUCCAAGCUGCCUGCAGCUGCUGGUGCUACGGCCGCAGGGGACUCCAACCGCUCCCCCUCUCCAUCGCCAGGACGAGAGGAUGCUGCUGACGACGGUGGGAGUCCGGCUUGCGCCGACUUCGCUGAUGUGCUUCAAGUUCUUCCAGCUGGGUCGCUUUGUCGCAAGCAAAUUACUAGGACAAAUGCUUUGUCCUUGGAGGGAUUCUUGUGUGAUUAUUUUCUAACUGAAACUCCUGUAGUAAUGAGUGGUUGUAUUGAUCAUUGGCCAGCAUCCACUAAGUGGAAAGACAUGAAGUAUCUGAGAUCUGUUGCAGGUGACAGGACAAUUCCUGUUGAGGUUGGAGAUAACUAUCUGGCCCCUGGUUGGAAACAGGAACUAAUCACAUUCAAUCAGCUUCUUGAAAGAAUCCAAGCCAAUGGGAAUAAUUCUUCGGGUCCUACCUAUCUGGCUCAGCAUCCAUUAUUUGAUCAGAUAUCCGAACUGCGGAAGGACAUAAUUAUUCCUGACUAUUGUACUGCUACUGGUGGAGAUCUGAAGUCUGUCAAUGCAUGGUUUGGUCCAUCUGGAACGGUCACACCACUGCACCAGGACCCUCAUCAUAAUCUGUUUGCUCAGGUAGUUGGUAAAAAGUAUAUGAGGCUAUAUCCAUCAAAGAUAUCUGAGGAGUUGUACCCUUUUGAAGAGUCUAUGUUAAGCAACUCUAGUAAGGUGGACCUGGAUAAUCCUGAUUUUGCGGAGUUCUCCAAAGCAGAAAACCUAGAUUUUACAGACUGCAUAUUAGAAGAGGGCGAGAUGCUCUAUAUUCCACCUAAAUGGUGGCACUAUGUCAGAUCCUUAUCCACCAGCUUCUCUGUAAGUUUUUGGUGGAGUGAGAACAAUCCCACUAAUUUUGAAUCAGAUCAGUAACCAUUUUGAACAUGAUUUCAUUAUUGGUAUGGAUGUGCAUGUGUGUAUGUGAUGCGCGCACACAGUUAUGAGCAUGCCAGCAGAUGGGUGAGCAUUAUGUCCUCAAAUUAAGCUUUUGUAGAUGUAACCUUGACAUACAAAAUGACCGAGUGCUUGAUCUUAGAUUGGUCAAACCUUUUCCCAUCAUUUUUGGCUAGCCAAUAUUAGCAUCCGUUUCUUCUGGUUCCGAUUCAAUAGUAUAAUUGUUGUUGUCGUAGAUCCUGUUUUGUGUGUAUGAUUGUGUGUAGAGUUGCAGAACUAGUUGAGUUGCAUGGACUCAGGCUGAAUUCACCAAAUCUCGGCUUCUAAGUCACAUGGGUAUGUGGGAAGCCCUGGGGAAGCGGGUAUAUGUGGUAGAAUUGUGUCUUGCCUUUUGGGUACCAUAAAACAUAGGCUUUUAAGAGAUUAAGCAGGUUAUCAGUGUCCUCCUGUAACGCUGCUGACUGAGAAUUUCCUGCUUGGAUGCUUAUACCGAACAACUUUUAAGGAUAAAAUAGCCUGUUAAAUUUUGUGUUUUCCUCAUGAUUAUGUUUAUAAUUUCCUGUUGAAUUAUAUCCUUUUUGUACAAAAAGGUAUAAUUCGAGCAAGAUUAGCUUUUUGUAUGACACUAUAGUGCAUUUCGCCACUAACAUUAUUGAGUACUAACUAUCCUUCGGUUUUUGGUGGAUUAUUGUGUAUAUACUUUGCCUGUCAAACUUUGUACCCACAAUUUCGAAAAUGGCAUGUCCGGGUUCGGCAC
Nymphaea colorata (pocket water lily) is the source of this 2246-nucleotide messenger RNA. Its product is annotated as lysine-specific demethylase JMJ30. Gene Ontology annotation, molecular function: 2-oxoglutarate-dependent dioxygenase activity. The coding region runs from base 209 to 1468 and encodes 419 amino acids. NCBI's taxonomy places the organism in Eukaryota, Viridiplantae, Streptophyta, Magnoliopsida, Nymphaeales, Nymphaeaceae. The transcript is spliced from 6 exons. The record is from RefSeq and is a predicted model, not a curated record.